UAGUUCCGUGGCGGGGUUGGUAAGGUCGGGCCAUGGUGGGGCAGAGGUUGGGAAGAUGGCGUGGCGAGGCUGGGCACAGAGAGGUUGGAGCUGCGGCCAAGCGUGGGCUCCGCCGGUGGGCGGCCGCAGUUGCGAGGAACUCACUGCGGCCCUGGCCCCGCCGCGGCUGCUCGGACGCAGGUUUAAUUUCUUUAUUCAGCAAAAAUGUGGAUUCAGAAAAGCACCCAGGAAGGUUGAACCUCGAAGAUCAGACACAGGAUCAAGUGGUGAAUCAUACAAGAGGAGUGCUUUGAUUCCUCCUGUAGAAGAAACCGUCUUUUAUCCUUCUCCCUACCCUAUCAGGACUCUGGUGAAACCUUUUUUUUUCACUGUUGGGUUUACAGGCUGUGCAUUUGGAUCAGCUGCUAUUUGGCAAUAUGAGUCACUGAAAUCCAGGGUGCAGAGUUAUUUUGAUGGCAUAAAAGCUGAUUGGUUGGAUAGCAUAAGACCACAAAAAGAAGGAGACCUCAGAAAGGAGAUUAACAAGUGGUGGAAUAACCUAAGUGAUGGCCAGCGGACUGUGACAGGCAUCAUAGCUGCAAAUGUUCUUGUAUUCUGUUUAUGGAGAGUACCUUCUCUACAGCGGACAAUGAUCAGAUAUUUCACAUCUAAUCCAGCCUCAAAGGUCCUUUGUUCUCCAAUGUUACUGUCAACAUUCAGUCAUUUCUCCUUGUUUCACAUGGCAGCAAAUAUGUAUGUUUUGUGGAGCUUUUCCUCCAGCAUAGUGAACAUUCUUGGUCAAGAGCAGUUCAUGGCAGUGUACUUGUCUGCAGGUGUUAUUUCCAAUUUUGUCAGUUAUGUGUGUAAAGUUGCCACAGGAAGAUAUGGACCGUCACUUGGUGCAUCAGGUGCGAUCAUGAGUGUACUUGCAGCGGUCUGCACUAAGAUCCCGGAAGGGAGGCUCGCCAUCAUCUUCCUCCCGAUGUUCACCUUCACAGCAGGGAAUGCCCUAAAAGCCAUUAUUGCCAUGGAUACAGCAGGAAUGAUCCUGGGAUGGAAAUUUUUUGAUCAUGCAGCACAUCUUGGGGGAGCUCUCUUUGGAAUAUGGUAUAUCACUUACGGCCAUGAACUCAUUUGGAAGAACAGGGAGCCUCUAGUGAAAAUCUGGCAUGAAAUGAGGACUAAUGGCCCCAAGAAAGGAGGUGGCUCUAAGUAAAGCUGGGCUGGCCGAUACUGCGUAACUGAUCUGUGCUGCCUGGGAACCCCGAGUGCACCAGCCCUGAAGGGCCACAGCUGUGCUCCUGCCUGGAAGACACGCCAGCUUCCCCAGCAUUUUAAACGGUCCUCCAGUACAUCUUCAUAGAGAAUUAUGACAAAAGUGUGAAAUAAAGGUUUAUAUCUAGUUUGUAAACAGA
Messenger RNA from Castor canadensis (American beaver), 1394 nucleotides. It is a transcript of the gene Parl, whose product is annotated as presenilin associated rhomboid like. Gene Ontology annotation, cellular component: membrane. Gene Ontology annotation, molecular function: serine-type endopeptidase activity. Lineage: Eukaryota; Metazoa; Chordata; Mammalia; Rodentia; Castoridae. The record is from RefSeq and is a predicted model, not a curated record.